AUAUAGAUAUAUCCCAAUUUCAUAAGGGACCAAAGUAUUGUUAAAAAUGGUGGUUAAAGUGUUUGGUCCAGCCUACGGAGCUUGCCCACAGAGGGUUUUAACUUGUCUUGUGGAAUUGGGUCUUGAAUUUGAGCUCAUACCAAUUGACAUUCUCUCUGGACAGCACAAAAAACCAGACUUCCUACUCAGACAGCCCUUUGGACAAGUUCCAGCCAUAGAGGAUGGUGAUUUCAGGCUUUUUGAAUCUAGAGCAAUAAUCAGGUACUACGCAGCAAAAUGUGCAAGAGAUGGGGGAGUCAACCUUUACGGGAAAACAUUGGAAGAGAGAGCCUUAGUGGAUCAAUGGCUGGAAGUAGAAGUCAACAACUACAAUUCAUUAAUUUACACUAUGGUCCUCCAACUUUUGGUUUUGCCCCGAAUGGGUCAAGGGACGGACUUGGAAUUAGUCCGCGACUGCAAGGGCAAAUUGGAAAAAGUGCUCGACGUGUACGAGGAAAGGUUGUCGAAGAGCAAGUAUUUGGCUGGAGAGGAGUUCACCAUAGCUGAUGUGAGCCACUUGCCAAACACGAGAUUUCUGAUGGAAGAAGGGAUGGAGGAUUUGAUCAAAGGGAGGAAGAAUGUGUACGCUUGGUGGAUCGAUAUUUCUAGCCGUCCAUCUUGGAAGAAAGUCAUGGAGUUCCUAAUUUGAAAUAAAUUAUUAUUUUUCGAUUUUUAUUUAAUUUUAUCGAAUCGUAAGAAUGUGAUGGAGCUACGACAUUGAUCGGAUCAUUCGAUUGUUAAGAAAACAUUAUGUGACACCCCGUUCAAUAAUCAAGUACUGAAAUUUUAUGGUGCACGAAUAAGAAAUCUCUAUUAACUGAUUAUUUUAC
Erythranthe guttata (spotted monkey flower) is the source of this 869-nucleotide messenger RNA. RefSeq names its product glutathione S-transferase phi 12 (gene GSTF12). Gene Ontology annotation, biological process: glutathione metabolic process. Gene Ontology annotation, cellular component: cytoplasm. NCBI's taxonomy places the organism in Eukaryota, Viridiplantae, Streptophyta, Magnoliopsida, Lamiales, Phrymaceae. The record is from RefSeq and is a predicted model, not a curated record. Gene Ontology annotation, molecular function: glutathione binding; glutathione transferase activity.